AUGGCACCAUCAAGAAAGCCACGCUGCAACUUCAAGGACUGCAAGGAGCUCGCCCAGCGCAUCGUCGGUGACUGUGGUUUCUGCAACGGCCACUUCUGCGGCAAACAUCGCAUGCUAGAAUCCCACGCCUGUAGUGGCCUAGAGGACUGCAAGAAGGAAAGCCAUGAACGCAAUGCGGAGCGGCUGAACGCGGAGCGAACUACAGUUAUCAAAGGCGCAAGCAACAUCUUGGCUGGGUUAGCCAUUACAUUACCAGGUUUUCUCUUAAUCUGUGAUAAUCUUCCGUGUUGA
Messenger RNA from Histoplasma mississippiense, 291 nucleotides. RefSeq lists its product as hypothetical. The transcript is spliced from 2 exons. Lineage: Eukaryota; Fungi; Ascomycota; Eurotiomycetes; Onygenales; Ajellomycetaceae. The record is from RefSeq and is a predicted model, not a curated record. Bases 1 to 291 code for a protein of 96 amino acids. Gene Ontology annotation, molecular function: zinc ion binding.